Messenger RNA from Amaranthus tricolor (Joseph's coat), 4551 nucleotides. Its product is annotated as protein PLASTID MOVEMENT IMPAIRED 1-RELATED 1. NCBI's taxonomy places the organism in Eukaryota, Viridiplantae, Streptophyta, Magnoliopsida, Caryophyllales, Amaranthaceae. The coding region runs from base 567 to 4271 and encodes 1234 amino acids. The record is from RefSeq and is a predicted model, not a curated record. The transcript has 5 exons.
CAAUUUUGAAGAAGCAAAAACUCUGAAAAUCUCUCCCUCCUUCUCUCUCCUGUUUUUGUCAUUUCUAACAUUCUUAUUCUAUUAAAUUGAAAUACAGAAUAGCUUCUCUUCUUUCCUCUUCUCUGUCUGAAACCCCCAAACUCUAAGCAAACCCAUUUAAUUCCAAUUAAUCUUUACCAACCUAAACCCAUUUAAUCGUUCCUUUUUUCUCAAUCAUAGCGAUCUAAUGCUGCUCAUCGCCGCUGAGCUUCAGUAGAUGAUCCUGACAAUGGAGUGAGGUAGCUUUUAUGAAGGGGAACUCUCUCCUCCAGGGAUGCAUUUGGUUGGGGGUGUAGGGCUUUAAUGGCUUGUCACCAGCAUACAAUUGCAAGACUGAUUUUAAUUGAAUUUUUUGAUUGGACAGCACCUUCACUAGUUACUAACAAAUGAUGUGCAUGCUGAACAGGCAAAUAGUGGAUCCUAGUUUAUGAGUAGGGGUGAUAGAAGGAGAUGAAAUAAUUAAUAUUUACAGGCUCACAAGAAAUUUACUGUAAAUAUCAAGGAAGAGUCUCAAGAAAAGCUUUAGUAUGAAGACAUCAAACAAUUCUGGGAGAUUUAAAAAGAAUGACGAUUCAAGCAAGGGAAAGUUGUUAAGCGAAAUAGAGAGUAUUAGCAAGGCUCUCUAUAUUGACAGAAAUCUGUCAAAAACCUCCUCUACUACAAGUCUGCCCAGAUCGGUUGAUAAGAGUGAUGCGUUGGUUUCCAAUCCAAUGUCGAAACAUGGAAGUUAUGGUCAACCAACUAAGGAUAAAAAGUCAUUUUGGAGUUGGAAAUCCCUGAAGGCACUUUCCCAUGUAAGAAACCGGAGGUUUAAUUGUUGCUUCAGUCUUGAUGUCCACACGAUAGAAGGGUUGCCCUCGAAAUUUAAUGGUAUUAGCAUAUGUGUUCAUUGGAAGAGGAGGGAUGGAGAAGUUGUUACUAGCCCAAUCAAGGUGAUUAAAGGAGUAGCUGAAUUUAAUGAGAAACUAACGCAUACAUGUUCUGUUUAUGGCAGUAGGAGUGGUCCACACCAUUCUGCCAAGUAUGAAGCAAAACAUUUCUUGCUUUAUGCAGGAGUGCAGGGUAAUCCUAACCUUGAUUUAGGAAAGCACCGUGUGGAUCUCACGAGGCUGCUUCCACUUACGUUGGAGGAGUUGGAGGACGAGAAGAAUUCCGGGACAUGGACUACAAGCUUUAAGCUUUCCGGUGAGGCCAAAGGUGCUAUCAUGAACGUUAGUUUUGGGUAUUUGGUGUUAGGGGAUGGAACUGCUUCAGUUGCUCCUAAUAAUAAGAAAGUGCUUCAACUUCUGGACUCAAAGGCGUCAGCAAGGAGUUAUUCCAAAUCUAAUACGGGUAAUGGAAAAGGCUUGAUUCAACGUGCUGGAAGCUUACCCUCAAAUCUGAAGUCAUCAAAUUCAUCUCGUUCUGUGGAUUCUGUUCUCCAUGAGGUUAACCCUGUAAGAAUGUCCGAAUUAUCAAGCUCCAUAAAUACACUGUAUCAAAAGUUAGACCAGGGAAAUUUAGAUUCUUUGGUUGAGGAUAAGUGUGAAAUUGAAGUGGUUGGGAAUUAUGACAAACCUCUUAGAUCAUUUCUCUCCUAUCUGUCCGAUCCACUCGAGGAUAAUAUGACGAAUGAUGAAAAUUCUGAAUUUUCAUUUUUUGAGAAGGAAGUGGAAUCCUCAGAGAAGUCAACAGUGGGAGAGGAUGGGGUAAAGGUUGCUGAUUAUCAAGAUGUAACUAACUCCGAUCUUCCUGUAGUUUCCAGUGAAGCUGAAGUUUCUUGUCAAGACGAAGCUGAAGUUUCUUGUCAAGAGGAAGCUGACUUCAAAACCAAUGAGGUUGUAAUACACGAUUGUAACUUUGAAGUUUCCACACAUGAUGGCAAGCAUGAAGAAUCAUCUCACUAUUCUCAUUCAGAUGCAGUCCAGGAGAAUGUGGUCAAUGACGAGAAAUCUGAACGUUCUUGUAUCGAGAACGGGGUGGAAUCUUUGGAGGAGAAAUUAACACUGAUUGAAGAUGGGACUCAGAUUGCUGAUGAACAAGACAUAAUUAGCUCUGAUCUUCCUUUAGUUAGCAGUAGUGAUGGUGGUGUUUCAUGUCUAGAGGAAGCUGAACUCAAAAGAGAGGAAAUUGUAGUACAUGAAUGCAACUCUUCCGAAAAGACCAUAUCCAGAGAAUCUCUUUUAGAAGAUCUGGAAUCCGUUUUGAGCAAAGUUGACGAGCUUCAGAAAGGAAUUGACAGCCCAGAAGCCAGCAGUGAACUAGGUGAUCUGGAAACUUUAAAUGAGGAUAAAUCGAAUGUCAUGAUUCCUUCUGAUGGCUUGGAUGAUCUCACGGACACUGUUGCUGAUGAGUUUCUAAACAUGCUUGGAAUCGAAGAUUCUCCUGCUGCCCUUUUUUCCGAAGCAGAGCCUGAGUCUCCUAGAGAGCGGCUUUUGAGAGAAUUUGAGUUAGAAGCAGAGGCUAGUGGUUAUUCAUUAUUUGGUUCUGGUAUUGAUGAAGAGAAUGUGGCAGUUUAUGAAUAUAAACAUGAUUAUGAUUAUGGUGAUGAUGAUGAUAAUGAUGAUGAUGUGCCCACUAUAUUUGGAUGGGGAGACCAUUCUGAUGACUCGGGUUUCUUAGCAACUGGAUAUUCUGAUUAUCCAAAGAUUAGGGCCCAGGUGGUGGAAGACAUGGAGACACAAGCACUUAUGCAGGAGUGGGGCUUGGACGAGAACGCUUUCCAAAGCUCUCCGCCAAAUAGCAGAUCUGCUUUUGGCAGUCCGAUUGAUCUCCCUUCUAAUCAACCUCAGAAGCUACCUCCUCUAGGAGAAGGUUUAGGUCCAUUUAUUCAAACCAAGACCGGUGGAUUUUUGCGAUCCAUGAACCCGAACCUUUUUACUGAGGCGAAGACUGGUGGGAGCCUCAUUAUGCAGGUUUCUAGUCCUGUUGUUGUCCCUGCUGAAUUGGGGUCUGCUGUAAUGGAUGUUUUACAGCAUUUGGCAUCAAUGGGACUUGAAAAACUGUCUGGGCAAGCUAAUAGGCUGAUGCCAUUAGAGGAUAUCACCGGAAGUACGAUGCAACGAAUCGCUUGGGAAGCUUCUGAAAGUCAAAAUAAGCUUCAAGACGAGCCAGAAGGUUACCGCACUGUUUCAGCUAGAAAGAAACAAGUUAAAGAGGCGUCUUCCAGCCGAAUAUCAAAGAAAAUGAGUUCAAGCUUGACCUCCGAUGAAGUAGACUCAGAAUUUGUGUCUUUAGAAGAUUUAGCACCGUUGGCUAUUGAUAAGAUUGAAGCACUAUCAAUAGAAGGUUUGAGAAUACAAUCUGGCAUGUCAGAUGAGGAAGCACCUUCAAAUAUCAAUGCACAGUGUAUCGGGGGAUUUUCCGCUCUCGAAGGGAGACGGAUGGGUGCAACGGGUUUGAUGGGUUUGGAGGGAGCUGCAGGUUUGAAGCUGUUAGCACUCGAGGACAGUAGGUUUGAUGGUGACGAUGGACUAAUGGGUUUAUCGUUAACAUUGGAUGAAUGGAUGAAAUUGGAUUCUGGUGAAGUUGAUGAAGACGAGAGAUUAAGUGCUAGGACUUCAAAACUUCUCGCUGCCCAUCACGCUAAAAGCACCGAUUUGAAUUUUCUGAGGAAAAAAGGAGAUAAAAAACCGGGUAAGGGUUCUGGAAGGAAGGGUGGUUUGUUGGGUAACAAUUUCACCGUCGCUUUAAUGGUCCAACUUCGUGAUCCAUUAAGGAACUAUGAGCCUGUUGGUACACCAAUGCUGGCUCUGAUUCAAGUGGAACGGGUUUUUGUUCCUCCGAAACCGAAGCUAUACUACACGGUUGGUGAGGCUAGAGACAACAAUAGUGAUAGAGACGAUGAUGACACAGUCGCCAAGGAAGAGAAGAUCGAACUCAAGGAAGAGAAACCCAAAGAACAGGACUUAAUUCCUCAGUACAAAAUAAGCGAGGUGCAUGUUACGGGCUUUAAAAAUGAGCCCGGAAAGAAAAAAGUAUGGGGUAAUGCUGCACAACAACAAUCGGGAUCUCGGUGGUUGCUUGCAAAUGGAAUGGGAAAGGGAAACAAAGGACCAUUUAUAAAACCCAAGGUUGCUACCAAAUCUUCAUUGCCAGCCACUAUCACAUCUCAGCCUGGUGAUACCUUGUGGAGUAUUUCUGCUCGGUUCCACGGUAGUGGCAAGAAAUGGAAAGAGUUAUCUGCUCUUAAUCCGCAUAUUCGAAACCCAAAUGUUAUUAUUUCGAAUAAUGAAAUUAUAAAGCUACGAUAGGUUAAGAUGUGGUAUGUACAACGUUUGGAUUAAUAUGCCCCAGUUCAUCAAGGUCACUUGAGAUUUUGUGAGAUUUGUUGCCGCGAGGGAAAUGCUUAUACUGUAUUAAUGUGUACAUUGCUAAUAUGAGUGAAUUAGGGUAAUAAAAUGAGAUGUAGUUUAUGUACAAUAUUUUGCUGUGAAGCCAUUUGGUCUAGAAUGAAUUAUCUAGUUCUCAUAAAUGGCUUUGAUAUUGGUAUAUAUGGGAAUUAUUGGAAAAUCCGAAUUGGCACAAAUAAAA